Molecule: messenger RNA, 2184 nt
Organism: Ustilaginoidea virens
Lineage: Eukaryota; Fungi; Ascomycota; Sordariomycetes; Hypocreales; Clavicipitaceae
Exons: 8
Coding region: 1-2184 (727 amino acids)
Biological process (GO): protein sumoylation
Cellular component (GO): cytoplasm; SUMO activating enzyme complex
Molecular function (GO): SUMO activating enzyme activity
Source: RefSeq, a predicted model, not a curated record
AUGGAGCUUUCGAACCAAACCACCCAGCGCGACGCGCAGUCAGAUCUGUCGCGGCCCGCUUCGCAGCCGGCCGCCUCAAGUGCACCAGCAACCGCACCAGCUGCCUCUGCCAGCUGUGCUCAAGGGCAAGCAUCUGCGCAGACGCCCGACACCCCAUCAGAGAAAAUCGCGAAACCUUCAGAGCAACCGCAGCCCGCCCCGGCCGAGCAAGACCAGAACGGACAGCCUUUUGCGCAGAUUCAGCGACCGUCACAAACUCGCCAGCAGAAUCCUGCGCCUCAACAGCGAUCGCGCACGAUGGCGCGAGACAGAUACAACCAGCAGUCGCUGGGCCCUUUUCUGAAUUCUUCCGUCAAACAGGCUCGUGUAUUGUUAGUUGGCGCCGGCGGCAUCGGAUGUGAAUUACUGAAAAACCUGGUCCUUACCGGUUUCGCCGAGAUACACGUCGUUGACCUCGACACGAUCGAUCUUUCCAACCUGAACCGCCAAUUCUUAUUCCGACAGGAGCAUAUCAAGAAGUCAAAGGCUUUGGUUGCCAAAGACGCAGCAGAGAGAUUCAACCCCAAUGUCAACAUUGUCGCCCACCAUGCCAAUAUCAAGGAUGAGAACUUCAUUGUUGCGUGGUUCAAAGAAUUCAGCAUCGUAUUCAAUGCGUUGGACAACCUGGAAGCGCGACGGCACGUCAACAAGAUGUGCCUUGCCGCCGACGUUCCUCUGAUUGAAAGCGGCACCACUGGCUUCAACGGCCAGAUGCAGGUGAUUAAGAAAGGCGUCACUGCUUGCUACGACUGCACGCCAAAGGAAACGCCCAAGUCGUUCCCCGUGUGCACAAUCAGAAGUACCCCCAGCCAGCCGAUACACUGCAUCGUAUGGGCAAAAAGCUACCUGUUAAACGAGAUUUUUGGCGUUAGCGAGGAUGAAUCUGCCUUUGACCACUCAGAUGACGCGCAGAAUGCCCACGAAAUUGAAGAACUGAAAAAGGAGUCAGAGGCGCUAAAGAAGAUUCGAGAUGCCGUUGGGACCAAUGAAUUCCCCCAGAUGCUCUUCGACAAGGUGUUUAACAGCGACAUUGAGAGGUUGCGCUCUGUUGACGACAUGUGGAAGUCACGGAGAAAGCCCGAGCCUCUCAAGUACGACAGCGUCUUUACCCAAGCCACCCAAGCUGUCGCAUCCAAGGAGCAAAUCCUGAGCAAUGACCAGCAGGUUUGGUCUCUCGAGGAGAAUCUCGUCGUGUUCAGAGACAGCCUUGGGAGGCUGAGCAAGCGGAUGCUCGAGCUCAAAAAGUCCAAAGACGCAGCGGGACCAGAGCCCACCAUUGCGUUUGACAAGGAUGAUAUCGACACGUUGGACUUUGUGGCCUCGAGCGCCAACAUUAGAUCCGCCAUUUUCGCCAUUGAUUGCAAAUCAAGGUUCGACAUCAAGGAAAUGGCUGGCAACAUCAUCCCAGCAAUCGCCACGACAAAUGCAAUCGUCGCUGGUUUAUGCGUCCUGGAAGCGUUCAAGGUCCUCAACGGCGACUACGGACAAGCUAAAGAGGUGUUUUUAACCCCGUUCGCGGCAGGCCGGUUACUCGCGCCAGAUACCUUGCGACCCCCCAACCCGGAGUGUCCCGUCUGCGGAGUCUUCCACGCCAGAGUCAAGGUAGAUCUGUCGAGAGCGACACUGAACCACGUUGUGGAGCAUGUCGUCCGCCAGCAGCUCGGCUACGGCGAAAAAGACUUUGUCGUCAACAACGAAGUUGGUAUCCUGUAUGAUGCCGACGAAGACGAAAACUUACCAAGGAAGCUGCGCGAUCUCGGUAUCAAGGGAGGAAGCUUCCUCACCGUGAUUGACGAGGAUGACGAGGAGCCACUGGUGAAUGUGGUCAUUACUGUUGAAGAAAGUGCCAUUGAUGAGAAGGACGAGCCCGCAAAAGCUGAACUCGAGGGGCGUCUUGAGAUUCCACGCAAACCAAAGAAGCCAGCUGUUCCCAACGGCGAGGCCAACGGCAAGGCCAACGGCGAUCAGAACGGCACCAACGACGCCCAAGUAGUCGUCAUGGGCGAAAACAAGGGAGUCAAACGGUCUCAUGCUGGUGGUGAUGACGCUCCACCGACCAAGAAAGCUAAGCUGGCCGAGGACGAUGACGAUGACGUUAUUCUGGUGCAAGAUGCUGGAGGCGCCAUCGUCAUAAUGGAUGACUGA